Chondrus crispus (carragheen) is the source of this 555-nucleotide messenger RNA. RefSeq lists its product as hypothetical. Bases 1 to 555 code for a protein of 184 amino acids. The record is from RefSeq and is a predicted model, not a curated record. The transcript has a single exon. Lineage: Eukaryota; Rhodophyta; Florideophyceae; Gigartinales; Gigartinaceae.
AUGCGAUACGUGCAAGGGACUCGAAACUUAGGAAUCGUGUUUGACAAUAAAUCUAAAUCGCUGGAGUUGUUCGGCUUCAGUGAUGCUGACUGGGCCGGUUGUUCAGACUCUCGCAAGUCGACCAGCGGAUAUGUUUUCAAGUUCUGCGGUGGAGCGAUCAGUUGGAGUUCCCGGAAACAGACUGUGGUUGCAACUUCGACGUGUGAGGCUGAGUACAUUGCAUUAUGUGAAGCGUGUAAGGAGGCGACUUGGUUGCGUCAAGUGGUUGCUGAUGUUCAUGGACUUGAUUCUGAUCCCACCAUUGUGAUGGGGUGUGACAAUGCAGGGACUAUUUCGUAUGCACAGAAUGAAUCGGUCAACCGUCGUAACAAACAUGUUGAUGUGAAAUACCACUAUGUACGAGAUGCAAUUAAGAGAAACGUCAUUUCUUUGUCACAUUGCCGGACCACUUCCAUGCCUGCAGAUAUCCUGACGAAAGCACUUGGGCGAGUUCUGUUCCAGAAGUUUGUAGAACUUCUAGGGCUUGCAGUGGCUACUUCUGGUAAAAGCAUGUGA